Molecule: messenger RNA, 1662 nt
Organism: Ustilaginoidea virens
Lineage: Eukaryota; Fungi; Ascomycota; Sordariomycetes; Hypocreales; Clavicipitaceae
Exons: 2
Coding region: 1-1662 (553 amino acids)
Biological process (GO): positive regulation of transcription by RNA polymerase II
Cellular component (GO): nucleus
Molecular function (GO): transcription cis-regulatory region binding; zinc ion binding; DNA-binding transcription factor activity, RNA polymerase II-specific
Source: RefSeq, a predicted model, not a curated record
AUGGGCAAUGUACGGAUGACGAGCUUGCCCGCCGACCGAGCCGUUGCGUCCCACGACUGCCCGACAUGCGUCAAGCGGCGAAUCAAAUGCGACCGCAGCGAGCCCGCAUGCAUCAAGUGUGCCAGCCGCGGACUCGGCUGCCCAGGCUUCAAGGCCAUCUACCUGAAAUGGGAUCAGGGCAUCGCGAGCCGCGGAAAGUACGCCGGGCGCCUGACGCCUGCCGCGAAGACGAAACCCGCGCCUGGCAGCCGAGGCCACAUGCAUGGCCAUGGCCACGGCCGCGACCGUCACCAAACAAGGACGCCGUCCGUCGACCGCGAACAAGACCCCGUCGCAAGCUUUUCAAGCGGCGUCGAGAAGAAUCGUGCGAUGCGGCGACCCCAGCAAACCUCGACCGCUGCCGCAAGCCCCGACCCGACGACUGACCGCAACGUGACGAAUUCCUUUCUCUCGGCCUCCAUGUUCCGCACCUUGAUCCAUCACUUCUGCUCCAAGGCCGUGUCGCGAUUGACGUGGAUCGACCAGCCAAUCCAUCCCUGGCGAACAAUCGUCCAGCGCCUUCUCCAGCAUUCGACCUGCGUUCAGCUCUCCGUCGCCAGCCUUGCGGCCGCGCACCUGUCAAUGACGCCCGGCAACUCAAAAGGUCAGAGAGACUCCUUGUACAGCACGUACUGCCUGCUGCGAGACCAAGCUCUGCGGAUCCUCAGCCGCAAGAUGCGGGUUGACCUGCAGGCCCGCCUUCCAGCAGCAGGGCAGGACCAAGGCAGGGUGAUGCCGGCGACCGAGAUCCUCGCCUCCAUGCUUGCCCUGUGCUACACCGAGGUCUUCGUCCCCGGCUCGCGCGACUGGAAGGUUCACUUGCAAGCGUGCCGCGUGGUGAUUAACCUGCAGCAGCUGGAGGACUGGCAGAAGGCCUCCAGAGACCCCAUCUUCACCUUUUUGCACAAGGAAAUCGUCGACCUGGAGAUUCUCACCUCGACGACCGCGUUCGAUGAAGAAGCAGCAGCAGCAGCAGUCAGGCCGCUGCCGACGCUGUCGCUGCAGUCCGCCAGCGCCGACUGCGGGUGGGCCUUCACCCCCCUCAUCCACGAGCUGACCUUGCUGGAGCGCGACAGAUACUCGCUGCAAAAGGUCAGCAGCUGCCUGCCCAGCGUGGACAUGGACCUGUGGUGCCGCCGGAUCGAGCAAGCCUACCGGGGGACCAUGUCCUCGCCCAGGCUGACCAGCUGCGCUCGCAGCCAGGCGCUGCAGCAGUCCUUCCAGGACAUUGCCCGGGCGCACUACUACGCGACCCUCGUAUACUGCUACCAAGUGCUCGCUGCGCAGGACGCCAAGACGCCCGACGUCGUGGAAGGACUGGUGCGGUGCUUGUUCCGAGACAUCCAGUCCAUCGGCGCCGGGCCCACCGACGACCUCCACCACGACCUCUUCUUCCCGCUCUUCAUCGCCGGGGUAGAGUCGACGUCGUCGCGGGAACGGCAGGUCGUCAUUGACAACUUGUUUGUUGACUCGCUGUCGCGGACCGGCAUAUGGUGCAACUACUCGGCCCUGCAGUUCCUGAGGAUCUUUUGGGCGCCCACGGCCGACCUGGAGUACCACGGCAACUGGAUACAUUUUGCGCGUGCGAACCUGUCUGCCAUUGGUACAUUCAUUGUCUUUUAA